Messenger RNA from Staurois parvus, 1500 nucleotides. The record is from the annotation of a GenBank genome assembly. NCBI's taxonomy places the organism in Eukaryota, Metazoa, Chordata, Amphibia, Anura, Ranidae.
AUGAGGCUUCGGGUGAGAGUCGGAGGACAGACAGGGCGACUGGAGCUGGAAGAGGAGAAGCCGACGUUGGGAGAUCUCCGUAGGAAGCUGUCUGUAUCUUUCCUACCUUCAUUGGGGUACAGUUCAGAUGCAGUUUUCACCAUCACUCUGAAUGGCAAGGACACCCUGACUGAGUACCAGAAUACUCUGGAAUCAUGUGGAAUCAUAUCUGGAGAUCUGAUAGUUCUCCGAGUGCCGGACUCAGAGCUUGUUUCAGCAAUUCCAUCACCAAGCACUCCGCCUGCCCUGGAUCAGCGCCAACCCGCUAUCUCUAAUGUUGAAAAUGUCCAACCAAACACAAGUCACAGUGACCAGAGGCAUGAUUGGACACCAGUAACACAGAGCUUACCAGAGAAGCCCAUGGCUAGUUCUUAUCAUGGAGCAGUAACCGAGGAGGAGGCCUCAGUGGAAGAAGAGCCUCCUUGCAGUCUGGCAGAGCCAAUGCUGAUCAGUGAAUCUGUUGAUGGGAAGAUACCCCACUCCCUGGAGUCUCUCUACCUAUCCGCUGGUUGCUCCAGUCCUAACGAUGCUCUGAUAGUGGUCAUCCAUGUACUCAUGUUGGAGACGGGCUACAUCGUUCAGGGUGCUGAAGGAAAGGGUGCAUCUAUGCCCGAGGGCUGGCGGCACAGUGACGGCAUCUACAAGCUACGUUAUGCUCACCCCCUGUGCGGAGACAGUUCUGCUCUUCUGGCCUGCAUGCCUAUGAGCAAGCUCCUUGUUAUCAAUGCUGCUGUGAACAUGAACCAUGGAGUGAAAUGUGUGAAGACCCUUCAGCUGCCUACCAAUUCUUUCAUCAACUUCCCUGGACCAGAUAAUAAUGUGAGCUCGGUGUACAGGGACCUGCAGAGAUUAUCACGUCUCUUCAAGGAUCAGCUUGUCUACCCAUUACUGGCUGCGACACGGCAAGCCCUAGAACUCCCUGAUGUGUUUGGUCUCCUGGUUUUACCGCUGGAACUAAAGCUGCGUAUCUUCCGCCUUCUGGAUGUGCGUUCACUUCUCUCACUUUCUGCCUCUUGCAAAGAUCUACAUGGAGACACGAAAGACCCCACCAUGUGGAAGUUCUUGUGCAGAAGGGAUUUCCGAGACCGACUUUCAAGGACCCCACAGACAGACUGGAAAGAGCUGUACAAGGCGAUGCAUAAAGCAAGAAUGAGUCGGAUGACUACACAUCACAUUUUCCAGCCAUUUCCUCCUCCACCCUACAUGCCUAACCCUUUUGUCCUUGACCCAUUUCCACCCAACUUUCCCUAUCCACCUGGCAUCAUUGGAGGUGAAUAUGAUGAGCGCCCCAUACUACCCAUUGCUAGAGACCCCCUUUCUCUUUUUGUACCUGGCAGAAGACCAAUGAUGGACCCCUUCCAGCCUCUGAGGCCUCGCAUCAACCCUAAUUUACCAGGCCCUGGUGGCUUUCCACCAAGGAGGCCAGACAACCGAGGGGCUUUCAUGCCAACGUUCUUCUAA